CGGUUCCGGAGUGGAGGGCGAGUUAGGAGCAUCUGAAGCUGGGACCGCAAGCUCGCAGUCGCCCUGUGAACCUCGGGCUCUGCAGCGUACGCUACUGGGCGGGGCGUCAUGGCCAGGGCUUGAAAGCCGCUCGCUCAGGCCUAAGUUUCCUCAGCUGUGCAUUGGGACCAGGUGCGGCGCCGCCUCCAGGGCCGGCCCUGAAGAGAGGCCGCACCCUCACUGGGACUGCAUCUCCCAGAGUGCCCUGCGGGCGACCGGACUCCAUCUCCCAGAGCGCCCCGCGGGCGGCCGGGCAGCGGGACUCCGUCUCCUGCAGUGCCUUUCGGGCGGUCGGGCGGCGAUUGCCGCAACCGACAGGCCCGGGACCCGGCGCAGUGGCCUCUUCCCUGCGUCGGGGGCGGUGGCCUCGCCGGGCAGCGUCCCGGCGGCAGCGCGAUGGACAGCCCCGAGGUGACCUUCACUCUCGCCUAUCUGGUCUUCGCCGUGUGCUUCGUGUUCACGCCCAACGAGUUCCACGCGGCGGGGCUCACGGUGCAGAACCUGCUGUCGGGCUGGCUGGGCAGCGAGGACGCCGCCUUCGUGCCCUUCCACCUGCGCCGCACGGCCGCCACGCUGCUGUGCCACUCGCUGCUGCCGCUCGGCUACUAUGUGGGCAUGGGCCUCGCAGCUUCAGAAAAGCGGCUCCACUCCCCCAGCCAGACCCCUGAGGCCUGGCGGCUCUUCCUGUUGCUGGCUGUGACCCUCCCCUCCGUCACCUGCAUCCUGAUCUACUACUGGUCCCGUGACCGGUGGGCCUGCCACCCACUGGCCCGCGCCCUGGCGCUCUACGCCCUCCCACAAUCUGGCUGGCAGGCUGUUGCCACCUCCGUCAACACCGAGUUCCGGAGGAUUGACAAGUUUGCCACUGGCGCACUGGGUGCCCGUGUGAUUGUGACAGACACGUGGGUGAUGAAGGUGACCACCUACCGAGUGCAUGUGGCGCAGCAGCAGGAUGUGCACCUGACUGUGACAGAGUCCCGACAGCACGAGCUCUCGCCAGACUCCAGCCUGCCUGUGCAGCUCCUCACCAUCCGAGUGGCCAGUGCCAACCCUGCAGUACAGGCCUUUGACAUCCGGCUGAACUCCACUGAGUAUGGGGAGCUGUGUGAGAAGCUCCGGGCACCCAUCCGCAGUGCGGCCCAUGUGGUCAUCCACCAGAGCCUGGGCGACCUGUUCCUGGAGACAUUUGCCUCCCUGGUAGAGGUCAACCCUGCCUACUCAGUGCCCAGCAGCCAGGAGCUGGAGGCCUGCAUAGGCUGCAUGCAGACGCGUGCCAGCGUGAAGCUGGUGAAGACCUGCCAGGAGGCGGCGGUGGGCGAGUGCCAGCAGUGCUACUGCCGCCCCAUGUGGUGCCUCACUUGCAUGGGCAGGUGGUUUGCCAGCCGCCAGGACCCCCUACGUCCCGACACCUGGCUGGCCAGCCGCGUGCCCUGCCCCACCUGCCAUGCACACUUCUGUAUCCUGGAUGUGUGCACCAUACGCUGAGUGGGCUGGGGCUUGAGGAUCCUGGUGACUCUGUGUUCCCCCAGCCACAGGGUGGGGAGGGGGUGGCUGGGCCUCUGAGUUGGCAAAGGGCUCUACCUAAAGCACUUGAUCUGUAGCAACUCGCCUCUGCCCUGGGUCUGCAGAAGGCUGAGGACUUUUGGUUAAAAGCAAUCCUCAUGAACACACCCCACCCUGCUCAGCAGCCAGGGGACAAGUCCUUGGCACCUCCUCUUUGCCUCCCUCCCGUCCCUUCCUGCAGGUAGGGGCAAGUACUGCACACACACACACAACACAGCAUUUGCCCCGAGGCCAUUUCCUGGAGACCCCGGGUCUGCUCCAGUGGUCCUCACCUGGGCCACUUGCCUUAAUUCUCUGGAGCAAACCCACCCUCAUUUACGUGCCAGACCCAGAUCAGCUUUCUCCCGCCCUGUCCUGGAGCUGCCCCUGGCUGCCUGGAGAGCCCUGGGUAUGUUCCGAGGAUGGGGUGGAGAACAGGGCACGGCUCCGGUGUGGGAGUAGCCCUGGGGCUUCCUGGUGGCUUUGGCAUUGGGGGGCCGUUCCUGGGUGGCGUGGCAGGCCAGGCCAGAGUGCCCUCAUUAGUGGAACUGUCUCCUCAGGGUUUCUCACCCUGUCCUUGGUGCCUUCUGCUGCUCCCAGAAGUCCAGGGAAGGCAGAGGCCUCAGACUCCUGGAUGGGGUGGGGUUUGAGCCGAGGACCAAAGUGUCACAGUGACAUCCAGAACACAAGCCCACAGGGCAUCCUGCACAGGCUGCCCACUCCACUAGGGCCUACCGGGUUCAGAAGGGUAUGCACGCUUGCUGUGGUUGAAGCUCUGGUGAGCGGUCUUGCCUGGUUCCUGAUGGGCGGAGGCGGAGGCGGAGGCUUUGUCCAGGCUCCAGGGCACAGCCCUGACUACUGGAGUGGCUCUCACACCUUCGGCCCUGGGCGUGGCUGAUUCCAGCAGCAGUGAUGGACUCAGGUGGCCUGACCCCCAGGACUGGGAGGCUUCCUGAGGCACUCAGAAGGUAAAGGCAGCAGGGGCCGUGGCCAGGAGCCAGACCUAGCUGUGGUUCUGAGUUUUAAGGGCUGCCAAAGAGGGUCAGCGGGUUGGGGUUGUUUUUACUACAAAAGAAGUUAGUUUUAUAAAGACAAACCUAUUGUAGCCAAAUGACAGUGUAUUUAAUAAAAUUUGGUUUGAAGUGAUACAUCGUGUUAUGUGUGGCCUGAUACUAAAACCAUGCUUUUGUAGUAGAGAGUGGCCUGGGGGUGGUGGAGAGCCAACUUAGAGGUGGAAUUGUGCGCGUGCCCUGCUUUGUUCAGCAUAAGGAGGAAAAGCCCAUUGGUUGGGAGGCAGGUGCAGCAGGAACCUUCCCCUGAUUCCUAGUUGGGGACUCGGGGGUCUUGGGAACCUCCACCCAGGGUCAUCUGCAGAAGCAGGGCGGCAGGGGCACUGACCGAUUGAUCCCUGCAGGUCCAAGAUCUCUUGCAGAGAUACAUCCUGGGGGGACGUCACUGUGUGGUUGCCGCUGUAGCCGCUUCCAGAUUCAGGAUGUGAUGUGGGGACAUGUGGGUGGCCGAGGAGUGACUAGCCCUUUGGGUUGACUUGCGCUUGCAGCUGCGUCUGUAGGAACGCCAGGCUGUCUCUGACCUCACUGUGUAUCAGGGUGGCCCAGGAAUUGCCAGCCAAACACCCGGCGUUCCCGACAGCACUGGGCCCGCAGGGGAGCACCCCAGCAACUGGAACGGUGAAUGCUGGCCGCUGUUUCCCAUUCUGCUUCUCGACCCACGGAAUGGUUUUUGGGGAAAUAGUAUACCUAACCCUGUUGAAAGAUAUGACCAGUGGACUUGGGUUUUCUGUGCUGAGUGGCUUCAGAUUCUUUCCAGUGUGGUGCUUUCACUGGUAUUCUUUUGCAUGCACAAAAUACCAGGCACUGCUUUUUUUUUUGAGACAGAGUCUUGCUCUGUCGCCCAGGCUUCAGUGCCAUGGCCUGAUCCCAACUCAGUGCAACCUCUGCCUAUCGGGCUCAAGUGAUUCUUCGCCUUAGCCUCCUGAGUAGCUGGGAUUACAGGUAUGCACCACCACACCCGGCUAAUGCUUGUAUUUUCAGUAGAGACAGGGUUUCACCACAUUAGCCAGGCUGUCAGGUACUGCUCAAGGCUGGUGUUUGUUGAGCUAUUAGAGAAAGAAUAACGGGCUGGGCGCGCUGGCUCACACUUGUAAUCCCAGCACUUUGGGAAGCUGAGGUGGGCACAUUACCUGAGGUCGGGAGUUUGAGACCAGCC
Cebus imitator (Panamanian white-faced capuchin) is the source of this 3807-nucleotide messenger RNA. RefSeq names its product transmembrane protein 129, E3 ubiquitin ligase (gene TMEM129). The coding region runs from base 436 to 1524 and encodes 362 amino acids. Gene Ontology annotation, molecular function: ubiquitin protein ligase activity. The record is from RefSeq and is a predicted model, not a curated record. The transcript has 4 exons. Lineage: Eukaryota; Metazoa; Chordata; Mammalia; Primates; Cebidae. Gene Ontology annotation, biological process: protein ubiquitination. Gene Ontology annotation, cellular component: membrane; endoplasmic reticulum.